CUGCAUCAUCAUCACCGUGUUGGUUGUUCGACUGUUCAACACAAACACCAAACAAUUGGCCAUCAAGAUGAAUGUUGAUGAGCUGUUUCAAAAAGCGGGAGUUCCCAGCAAACGCAAGCUGGACCCCAUUCGCGAUCCGAACGAAAUCUACAAGUCCGCCAAACUAUCUUCCAAUGGCAGCCGACACGCGCAGGUAGAAGACGAAGACGACGCAGAGGCCGGUCCAGCACCGCCUCCCGAAGAUGGAGAAGAUGACGGCGACUACGGCCCCUCAGCACCACUUAUCGAGGAUGACGGCGACGAUGAAGAAGGCCGCUUCUUCGGCGGCGGCAUAACCGCCCAGGAGAAAGAGAUUCUCGACUUCAUGGACAGCAAUACCGCCGCCCCAGCCGAUGACCUCUUGACAACAGACAAGAUCGACCUCUCCUGGCUCAAGAAAACCGCACUCAACUUCGAGAAGCGCAUCACGCGCAACGCCGAGCUCCGCGCCCGCCACGAAGACGAUCCCUCGAAAUUUAUCGACUCGGAAGCCGAUCUCGACGCCUCCGUCAAGGCUCUCUCCAUCCUCUCCGAGCACCCAGAUCUCUAUGCGGACUUCGCCCGUCUUGGCUGCGUCUCCAGCCUUGUCUCUCUGCUCGCCCACGAAAACACCGACAUUGCCAUUGAUGCCGUUGAGAUCAUCAACGAGCUAACGGACGAAGACGUCGCCGCCUCCGACGAGCAAUUCUCCUCUCUAACCGACUCCCUCCUCGAAGCCGAUCUUUUGGGUCUCCUCGUCAGCAACUUCUCCCGCCUAGACGAACAACACGAAGCCGAUCGAACGGGCGUCUACCAUGCCCUCUCCAUAAUCGAAAACCUUUGCUCUCGCCGCGAGACAGCAGACCAAAUCGGCAAACACACGGAGCUCCUAGAAUGGCUUCUCUCCCGCGCUAAGAAGUCUGAGGCCCCGACCGUUUCACAAAACAAGCAAUACGCCGCCGAAAUCCUCGCCAUUCUCGUACAGUCCUCCCCAGCCAACCGCCGCCGUUUAGCCUCCGACGAGCUCAACGCCGUCGACACCCUCCUCACGCUCAUCGCCCCCUACCGCCGGCGCGACCCCGAGCGCGGCUCCUUCGAAGAAGAAUACAUGGAGAACCUCUUCGAGUGCCUAACCUGCCUAGUUGACGAACAACUCGGCAAAACCAAGUUCGUCGAAGCCGAAGGCGUGGAACUCUGCCUGCUCAUCCUCUCCUCUUCCGACGUCAAGGGCAAGCUCUCCAAGCCCGCCUGCUUACGACUGCUCGACCAUGCCGCAUCCUUCUCCGGGGAAGUCUGUCUCAAGAUUGUCGAAGCUGGGGGUCUCAAAACACUAUUCACACUGUUCAUGUCCGGGGACAAGGAAAAGGAUAAGAAAAAGGGCAAGGCAACAAGGAUAUCGAAACAAGAUACCGAACACCUUUUGGGUAUUUUGGCUUCCAUGCUCCGCCACCUGCCCGCUUCUUCACCUACCACCACGGACGAGACAACAGGGGCAGAGCGUAUCCGCCUCCUAGCGAAGUUUGUAGAAAAGGACUACGCCAAAACCAGCAAACUAAUCCGUCUCCGCCGAGAAUACGCCGCUCGCGUCAACCAAGUAGACGAAGCCAUCAAAGCCGAGGCAGCUUCCAACCCAGAGGACUUUGACGAAGACGAGGCCUUCUCUAGAAGACUAGACGCAGGGUUGUUCUGUCUGCAGACGAUCGACGUGAUAUUGGCAUGGUUGAUUGCUGAGGAUGAUGGGUGCAGGGCAAAGAUCAGGGAAUUGUUGAAGGAUCGGGAUGAGGACUUUGGGGUGCUGGCGAAGACGCUGAGGGAGCAGAGGGACGGUGUGGAUGGGGAGACGGAGGAGGGGAGGGAUACGGGGGAGAUGUUGAAGGCUUUGUUGGAGUUUUUGGAGUAGUACUUGACGGAGAAGGGUGUUGAAUAGGUUGUUUCAAAAGCGGAUAAGUAAUGACCAAGUAGCCAUAAAGAUACCAUUGAGCCAAGGCUAGGCUCUUUUCUACCAAGUUGCACUGUCUCCGGCUUCGCAGACCUCGUUUCUUUUUGGAAGCUGUGAAUCAUGGCGUUUCCCUUUGCCCACUUUUCAUAAGGCAUAGCCUGGUCUAAUCCGAACCCUUCAACGCAGGCCACGUAAUAAUCACCAUAGAAGAAAAAUAGGAUAGUGAUACCAGGCACAAAUUGAACUUAACGAGCUCCGUCUACCAACCUAACAUGCAUUC
Messenger RNA from Neurospora tetraspora, 2237 nucleotides. RefSeq names its product Catenin-beta-like protein. The transcript has 2 exons. Gene Ontology annotation, cellular component: spliceosomal complex. The record is from RefSeq and is a predicted model, not a curated record. Lineage: Eukaryota; Fungi; Ascomycota; Sordariomycetes; Sordariales; Sordariaceae. The coding region runs from base 68 to 1918 and encodes 616 amino acids.